Striga hermonthica is the source of this 867-nucleotide messenger RNA. Lineage: Eukaryota; Viridiplantae; Streptophyta; Magnoliopsida; Lamiales; Orobanchaceae. The record is from the annotation of a GenBank genome assembly.
AUGAAAUUCUCCGAAGCCUUCAGUUUCUUGACAAUCCUAAGAGAGUCCACCAAAAUACUUUCUAAAAAUAGAAAGUUUUCGUCGACAAUCCUCUUACUUUCCUUAAUCCUCCCAUCCAUCCUUCUACUCUCAUUAAUCAGCUUCUACCGAUCACUUCUGGACGGGUCGGAUUUAUAUCUCUUUUUCGUAGUCGAGAUUGUGUUUUUGCUUGUUUUUGUCGCGGUCUCCCACGUGCUCGGGAUCGCGACCGUUUUAGUGUCCUCGGCUUCCUACACCGACCGCGACCUGUCGUGGGAACAACUUUUCACGGACGUUAAACGCACGUGGAAAAUGCCGAUUUUUGCUAGCUUCCGAUUUUCGAGCCACUCGACACGCUACUUGACAUUUGUCCUUGUCGUGGUGUUCUUGGCGGCGGCAAGCCCGGUUAAUGUUUUCACGGUUUUCUGUGCGGUUGUAAUCGGGAUCGGGAUCAUCGGUUUCCAGCUGCACGAGUCAGUCGUUCGGGUCUUGGUGUACGUGGUUUCGGUUUUGGAGGAAGGAUUUCCAGGCGAGGCCGUGGAAAGAGCGGGAAAUCUUGUUAAGGGGCAUCAGUGGAAGGGUUUCGCGAUAAAUGUGUUACUUAACCUGAUUUUUGUGGUUGUUUUCGGGUCAGUUUUGGUCGUGGAGUAUAUCGGGUACGGAAUGGGUUAUACAGCAUGUGGUUUGUGGUUCGUGAACUUGUUUUCGACCUUCAAGAUGAUCGUGUUCAUGGUCUAUACGGUGUUCUAUUUCCAGUGCAAGAAGGAAUGUGGUGAAGAUGUGAAUUUGUAUGGGAAUGUAGAGUACACCAGAUUGUCUAGUGCAAUUGUGGGAAAUGAUAUUCCUUAA